Molecule: messenger RNA, 189 nt
Organism: Schizophyllum commune H4-8
Lineage: Eukaryota; Fungi; Basidiomycota; Agaricomycetes; Agaricales; Schizophyllaceae
Exons: 1
Biological process (GO): regulation of transcription by RNA polymerase II
Molecular function (GO): DNA-binding transcription factor activity, RNA polymerase II-specific; RNA polymerase II cis-regulatory region sequence-specific DNA binding
Source: RefSeq, a predicted model, not a curated record
CGCAAGCGGGGCAAGCUCCCCAAAGAAACCACCGAUUUUCUCAAGGCCUGGCUGCACCGGCAUGCCGACCACCCAUACCCGAGCGAGGAGGAGAAAAAGCAGCUCUGCCAUGCCACCGGUCUCUCCAUGAGCCAGGUGUCGAAUUGGAUGAUCAACGUAUGUGCAACCGACACCCCCCUUCCUUCCUAG